AUGGCACACAAGCCCACCACGCGCCCGUUGCUGCCCAUUGAAACGUGUCGCAGCAACUCGGCCACAGAAGCCUCCAUGUCCACAACCGAAAGCUGCGCCAUCGAAGCCCCCGACGUGGAUGGAGACUUAGCGUUGCGGGUCUUUGAUUCGUUGGACACGAUCCACUCGGGGGUGCUGUCCCCCGCGCUCUUGGCGGGGGGGAUCCGCGCCGCCGCCGCCACGUGUCGAUUGAGUUUGCACGGAGACAUUGAUGGUGUGGUGGGGCAAGUAUUUUUUCAACGCUGGCACAUUGACGCCACUCAAUUUGCCGAUGUCGUCACGUCGCUGCCCAACCUCCGCACCAGUGUGUUUGACCCCCCUAAAACCCCUAGAAGCGGCAUUGACGGCAAUGACAAUACUACCAACGGAAGAAACCCCUCGCGUCUUCACGCCAUGUGGAUGUUGUUCCAAGCGUACCCGUCCUCAAUCAAAGUAUGGUGGGGGCUCUACGCGGUUCUAAACGUAGCAGUGUUUCUGUGGAAGUUUGACGUGUACCAUCAACGCAAGCCCGCGUUCAACCUGUCCGGGUACAGUGUGUGCAUCGCGCGGGGGGCCGCGCAAGUGAACCUCCUUAACGGCUUCUUCUUGCUCUGGCCCACGUUCACACGACUGCAGUACGCCGUCACCAAGGCCAAUUUAGACAUCGCGCACGCCCUCGCUCUGGAGCACCGCGUGGUGUGCCACAUGGUGCACGGCAUCUUGUUUUACAUUUCCGGCUGGGUGCACGUGGCAGGCCAAGCGGUGAGCAUUUGGAUCAAGAUCCCCCGGGCGUCGAGGGACGCGUGGGCACAAUCGGUGCUGUCCAAAGCGCCCGAGUUUGCGGGGAAGCCCAAGCCAGGGCCGAUGGGGUUUGUGGUGACGCUCACGGGGUGGACGGGGGUCGUGAUGGUCGUGUGCAGCGUCGUCGCAUGCGUUUUCAAGACGGCAUACGUCCGGUCCCGACGCCGCAACAUCCGGUGGAACAUGUUGGCCCAUGUGUUGGACGGCAUUAUGUUUUGCCUAACGUUUGUGCAUGGCGUCCGCGGAUGGCUCGAACCCCCGCAGGCGGUUGUGUUUCUCGCCAUCCCCACGAUCGUGUACGUUGUCGUCGAAGUGUUUCCGCGAUACUUUUGUACACGACUGUCGGCCGUGUCGCACUUCACCAAGACAAACGACACGCUCACGCUGUACAUCCCCAAGACGAAACGGUUUCAGAACGUCCUCCCCGGGUCGUUCCUUCGUCUUCAUGUGCCCCUUGUCCACAAGUACGAGUGGCAUCCGUUCAGCAUCACCGCACAAGACAAGCACGAAGUGGCGGUGCAGAUUCAAGUGUCGGGGGACUGGACCCGACGCCUCUACGACGUGGUGCACCCCCAUUUGUAUGUUCACAUCGACGGCCCCAUCCCCGCGCCCGCCGUGGAAGUGCGCCAGUACAGCGUCGCAGUGUUGUUUGGGGCUGGCAUUGGCAUCACGCCAUACAUCUCCGUUCUGCAGCAAUGCCUCGUGGACGCUAAGCAACACGACCUCUCGUCGCGUCGACAUUCGACCCCCCACAUGGGACAACAAGUGUACGUGCAUUGGCAGACCAACAAGCAAACAAUGUUCAAGACCCACCAGCACAUAUUGGAGCAAAUGGGGGCCCUGCCCAACCUCGAUGUCCAGCUGUAUCUGACUGGAAACUUCGCCAAGACCGCGCCGGACGCCACCGAUGUCUUGCGCGUGCUCCAAAAGAUGACAAGUACCUGCGUGGACAGCAAUUCUGUGGACCCAAUCUCUGGACUGGCCAAUUUGCCGUUGCCAACCAAGUUGGGAAGACCCAAGUACCAUGGCAUUCUCACAGCCGUGGCGAACGCCCAUCGACAUGCGGAGAUUGGAGUGUUUUUCUGCGGUCCUGCCGCCAUCAAGACCACCAUUCGAGACACGUUGCACCAAGUCACCACCGAGUGCCACAAAGCAGGCAACAACGUGACCCUCAAGUAUCACCCCGAGGUGUUUUAA
Messenger RNA from Aphanomyces astaci, 2016 nucleotides. RefSeq lists its product as hypothetical. The record is from RefSeq and is a predicted model, not a curated record. The transcript has a single exon. Gene Ontology annotation, molecular function: oxidoreductase activity. NCBI's taxonomy places the organism in Eukaryota, Oomycota, Saprolegniomycetes, Saprolegniales, Verrucalvaceae. Gene Ontology annotation, cellular component: plasma membrane. The coding region runs from base 1 to 2016 and encodes 671 amino acids.